AUGAAGCCCGUUUUCCUCUUACUGAGCGCCAUAGCACUCUUGACACAGACCUGCCACACAGGAAGACCACCGCUUGUUCAGGACACAGUGAACCACCAUUAUUACGCUGUCAAGUUCAACGAUCUCGAUGUUACCUCUCCACAAGAGAUUGCACAACAUCUAGGAGUGCAGUAUGUCGGGCAGGUCGGAGAGAUGCACCGCUACCAUCUGUUCAGCUACCCAAAGUCGCUGCAUGAGAAGCGAGCAGAACAAUCAGGAUUGCCCUCGCUCAACGCAACCUUGACAACGGAUGGACAACAGCAGGAUAUCGUGCUCAGGAGAUAUGAAGAACUCAAGCAGUCCAAUAGUUUCAGUCGUCAGAUGAUGAUGAGGAAGCGGGGCUUGAGCAAACGUGGCAUCAGCACAGAGGCAGAGACAGGCAUCCCAGAGGACCUGCACCCGCUGGGACCUAUCCACAAGCAGGUGCUGAGGAAACGAAUCAAGCGAGCCAUCUCAAUUGAACCCAGGGACGAGCACGUCAAAGGCGAGACCCAGCCUGCAGACGAGAUUGCUGCAUACUUUCAAAUAAAGGAUCCAGGAUUUGGAUAUCAAUGGCAUUUACAUAAUACUAUCCAGAAUGGCAAUGAUAUUAAUGUUACAGGAAUAUGGGAGCAAAAUAUCACCGGGAAGGGCGCUAUUGUAGGCAUUAUUGAUGAUGGCCUAGAUGCCAACAGCGAGGACUUAGCAGUCAACUUUCACGCGAAAGGCUCCCAUGACUUCAAUGACAAUACGGAUAUCCCACUACCGCGACUCUAUGAUGACAAUCAUGGAACAAGAUGUGCAGGAGAGAUUGCAGCGGCCAGAAACGACCUUUGUGGAGUCGGUGUCGCCUGGGAUGCGAAGGUGGCGGGCAUCCGAAUUCUCUCAGGCCCAAUCACCGAUGUUCAGGAGGCGGAGGCACUCAACUACAACUUCGAAGAAACCCAGAUUUAUUCAUGCAGUUGGGGUCCCAGCGAUGACGGCAAAUCAAUGGAUGGACCCAGAGGAUUGCUAUUAGAUGCGUUCAUCAACGGUGUCAACAAUGGUCGCCAGGGCAAAGGAAGCAUUUUUGUCUUUGCCACCGGAAACGGAGGCAGAAAUGGCGACAAUUGUAACUUUGAUGGCUAUACCAACAGCCGAUACACCGUCUCGAUUGGAGCGAUUAUGCGGACGAAUGCGCAUCCCACCUACUCGGAGGCCUGUUCCGCGCAACUCGGCGUUACCUACAGUUCUGGAGAAAUCAAUCCUGGACAGCAGAGCUGGAUCUAUACCUGCGAUGUCGGAAAGAGAAACUGCUAUGCGAAUCACAGCGGUACAUCCGCUGCAGCACCAAUUGCCGCUGCGAUUUAUGCCCUUGUUUUGGAAGUCAGACCUGAUCUCAACUGGCGCGACAUCCAGUAUCUCACUGUUCAUACGGCCGUACCAGUGGAUGAGAACGACCCUGACUGGGCCGAAACAUCCGUGGGUCGUUUGUUCAAUCACAAAUAUGGGUACGGAAGUCUGGAUGCUUACAGGAUUGUGGAGCACGCAAAGACCUGGGUGUCUGUAGGGCCCCAGGUCACAUACGAAUCGCCCGUGAUCACCGUGAACGGCGACAUUCCGUCGGGAGAUGACGACCAGUCAGGACAGACGGGUCAAAUUGGUCUCCCUUCCGUUUUCCUAGUGACCGAGGCUUCCUUGAAACAGGUCAAGUUUGGCACUCUGGAGCACGUCACCGUCACUGUGAACAUCAAGCACGAGUUCAGAGGAGAGGUCGAGAUUGAUCUCAGGAGUCCCGACAAUAUUGUCUCGAAGCUCGCUGUGACCAGACCGCUUGACAACAGCACGGAUGGUUUCGUGGACUGGACAUUUAUGAGUGUCAAGCAUUGGGAGGAGAACCCUGUUGGCCGCUGGACGUUGACUGUGUAUGAUCGCAAGAACCCCACCAAGACUGGUACCUUUAUCGACUGGAAGCUGGGCUUGCACGGCGAAAUUGAGGGUGGCCACGACUCCACACCGCCUCUGGCCCCGCCACCUCCACCGGCUCAGCCUACGACCGCACCUGCAAUCCCAGCAAAGACUCCUGAACCAGGCAAGGGAUCAGAUGGUUCUGAAAAGGGUGAGGAUGGCCGCGCGGUGAUUGCGAUUAGUCCGUUUAUCUACGUCAUGUUUGGAGGCAUGUUUAUUGCGAUCGGAGCAGCCCUGUUCUUGAUGUACCGCCAACGCACGAACCCAAGGAGCAUUUUUGGUUCGGGAAUCAACGACGAUGAAGAAUCAGGCCAACGUGGAGGAUUGCUGGGUCGACGCGGGGACUAUGAAUUUGACGAGCUACCGACACACGAGCUUGGGGACAGUGACGACGACGAUGACGAUGUUGAUCCGGAUUCGCGCCGGAUCGUAUUUGACAGAAGCAAUCUUGUGAGUCCUAACAACGAGUUAAGAAUGAAGGAGCUUGGGGCAGGUCACCAGCGAGAGGCAUCGAGUCCUCUGUCGAGUGGAGAGGAAAUUGAACGGGAAAGCAGCUUCGAGGUUGCUGGGGUGGAUGAGGAUGACGACGAGGACGAAGAAGAUGAAGACGAGGAGGAUGAUGAUGAUUUUAGAGACCAUCCUGGUGGAUCGGCCUCGAAGAUCAAGAGCGAUAGCUGGGACGAGUUCAGUACACUCGUCAAGGCCAAGGAUGGCAAGCAGGCCCAGCGUUAG
Messenger RNA from Gamsiella multidivaricata, 2697 nucleotides. RefSeq names its product peptidase S8/S53 domain-containing protein. The record is from RefSeq and is a predicted model, not a curated record. Gene Ontology annotation, molecular function: serine-type endopeptidase activity. Gene Ontology annotation, cellular component: trans-Golgi network; Golgi membrane. Gene Ontology annotation, biological process: protein processing. The transcript has 6 exons. The coding region runs from base 1 to 2697 and encodes 898 amino acids. NCBI's taxonomy places the organism in Eukaryota, Fungi, Mortierellomycota, Mortierellomycetes, Mortierellales, Mortierellaceae.